CGAUCCGCCGGUUGCUGUCGUGUGUGUUGAUGACGUCCGAAGGUGACGUCAUCGUUAGCGCCGUUCGUCGCUGCCGCCGCUGCUACACACGCUACGGUUUUAAUAUAGCGGAGGAACGCGCGCGAUCCGGACUCAGUUACGCGGCGGCCGGCCACCCGUGCGAGAGCGUAUCGCUUUCUUGCAAAACGUGUCCGCGCUGUUUUUCACUCUCUUUUUCUUUCUCUCUCUCUAUAUAUAAUAUAUACAUACAUAUACAUAUACAAAUUUUCUCUGCAUUCUUUAGUCUCUCUCUGCUUUAUUCUACUCGCUGUCCGGUUUUAAAUUUUCGCCGAAUUACCGCGGCUUACCUCGAUCCGUGAUCCGAGCGGAUUGUGCGUCAGUUUCGUGUGUUAAACGGAUCGUGAAUCGUGAGACAGAGCGUGUCAAGUGCGAGAAAACUGGGGAUUACAUAGGCAGAGCAGCGAAGAAAAGGUGGUGCAGCCAAGGACAAGUUUGUGUUUGAGUUUCGCGUGACUAGAGAGAGGGAGACUGUUCAGCGAGUUUCGGAGCACGCGCGUGGUUCCGCGCGUACACGGGACAACGGUGCGUCCUCGUGAUACCGUUCUGACAGCUUCCACGUUGAGCUGUGCUCCUCGCGACACGCGGCACCGAGAAUCCUUGGAAUCCUCCAGCUUGGAUUGUCGUUUUUGAGCGCCGGAACGGUCCGGGACGAAUUGCUGUUCCGAGGGAACAGUGUAGAGGAGAGUGACGAGAGCCGAUGCCGGAAGGAAUCGUCGAUACAGAUCGAUUCAAGCGGUUCGACGAUAUCAUUUCGAAAAACGUCUCGGCGAUAACAGUGAGAACGAUGUCGGCCGUGUUUGGGACGGAGGAACGAUAAAUUUCCAACAACAAACGUGGAGAACGCAUAACAGGAUUCUGCAUGCGAGAAGUGUUCGAGCUACUCGGUGGAGUGCUGACCUCCGAAGACGUAUUCCGGAAGGAUUCGUCUAGCCAUACGACGACGCAGACAGGUCGGUGAUACACGUGUGUCAUCCGCUGUUUUACGUGUGUUGUGGGUGAGUUAUGUGUGUGCGGCUUUCGGCUGAAUCACGUUACACAGCACGUACCUGUUCUGUUUAUUGUCCCGUUUCUCGUUUUCACCCACGCCGAUAAUGAUACAGUCGAGGAAUUCCACGCUCCCGUGACUGAUACGCCCGGUGUUUACGAGCCGUGAGAAUUAUCGACUGUGAGUUAUCCCCUUUCACUCUCACCCGUCGCUCAUCAUCGUUUACUCGUUCACCUUACACGCUUCUUGCGGAUGCGCUUUCGCUUCGCCAACAUCCUCCAACGGCCUAAAAUCAUCAAAGAGAAAGAGAGACUAAUCGCAAUCACCACGACGAACUGACGAUCAAAAAACGACUUGGAGUAUCGACGACGAGUUGCUCGCGUCGAGUGACAACCGGACGGAUCUAUCGCUUUCGCACGUUUGCCUGCUCAUGACGGUGUGAUCCUCGCGUUGUCCCGGCGAGAUCGCGAGAGGAGGCGCGAGAUCAGCUGUUGUCGUACCGAGCCACGUGUAACGAAUAACUUUUCGAACUCGCUUUUCCAUUUAGCGUUCUGUGAUCGCGCACGUGCGCGCUUGCGCGGCCGCGCCGUGUACAGGAGCGAGAAUCUGGCCGGUGAAAAAGGAAGGAAAGAGGCCGGGGGAAAAAAAGUGCGAGAGAUCGUUGGUCUUAGGAUGGUCGCGGUCGUUGAGGCCGUCGAUCGUCGUCCGCGCGUUGCCGCCGGGAACGUUUGAAAAAGGGAAGACAAAGAGAAAGAGAGAGAGAGAGAGAGAGAGAGAGAGAGAGAGAGAGAGAGAGGGAGGGUGGGAGUGAGGAGGAGGCGAGAGGGAGAGACACGGGAUCGAGGCGGGAUCCCCGAAGUACACGACUGGAUUUAGUGAAUGAAACGAGUAAAAACGAGGCGCCAGAGUGCUGAUCGUACGUGCGAUGCGUACCGUGGAGGAUACAGCCACGGAAGCAGCCGCAGUUGAUGCUGCGACCACCCAUCAGCGUGCUACCACCGGCAGGCAUCUGGUCGUCGAUCACAAUCACGAUCGCGAUCACGAUCAACGAGAUCGAUCGACGACGAUCCAUCUGCCGACUACACCGUACCACCCGGUCACCAUUGCAGCGGACACCAACAACAAUCAUGACCAUCAUCGGAACUUCGAGCACCACGCGGCUCAACGCCACGAUCAUUGGAACAAGUGGCAGCUGCAUUCGCCGAACGGCGACAGCGAUAACAGCAACGGUAGCCAGCGCGCGGUGGCUAUUACGCGCAACGACGUAGAGCAACAUCAACAGACACAUCGCCAGCGGCAUCAACGACAGGCGACAGCCAACGUUCCAGUUCUCGCCUGCACGAAUCAGUCUUCUACAACCACGACCAGCACCGCGUUCACGGUAACGUCAAGUAUGCUUCUUCUACAGACACAGAGCCCGUUCGGAUGUAGCACUCUGGCGGAUUUGUUGAGCGCCUCAUACACGGAUCCAGCGGACGCUGGAAGUCUACCCGAAGAGCUAGAUCCGUUUCCGGAACUGCAGCUGGGUAACCCUCAAGGAGUACCCACGGCUGACGAGUCAGCCCAAUCACAUCACCAGCAAGCACCGCAGCCGCCCCCGUCAGCAGCGCCUCUCGCCGAGGACGUCCAGCCAGACUCGCUUAGUUCAACACCCUUGCCGAGCUUCCAAGAGACGUACACGGCUCAACGGUACACGAGACAGGAACUGCAAGUUCUCGGCAUCAAGAUGGACGAGGGCGAAUGCUACGAUAAUUCGGUGUAUCCGUGCGCCACCGGCCAUUAUCCUGCCGAGUUCUCACCCGCGCUGCCCUAUCACAAUCAUCAGCAACCACCGCAACAACAGCACCAUCAUCACCAUCCUCAGCAGCAGCAGCAGCAGCAGCAGCAGCAGCAGCAGCCAGCACCGCCUCCGCAACAGCAACAUCAUCAUCAUCACCAGGGCUAUUUCCCAACCGAGACGGCGUUAACUCCAACCACCGCUGUUCUCUCGCCGUCGAAUCAUCGACAAGACUCGCCGUACGGCGCGGUGGUCAGUUUACCCAUGGUGUACGGCCCACCACCGACCAUUACCGGCGGUACCACUCCGGUCGCGUCGACAGAUCUUUAUCCCACUGUUGACAACGUGGUCGUAGGGACGCCUCGUCCACGGAGAUCGUCCGUACCCACGCAACGGUCAGAAUCCACGAGUGGCAGUACAGAUUCCUCGAAGGCACGCGGCGGAAGCGGAGGCACCGGAAGCUCCGUGAGUUCUCCAUCCCCUGGAAGCGGCAACGAACGAGCACCGCCGAGUCCCAGUCAACUUUGUGCCGUUUGUGGCGAUACGGCAGCGUGUCAACACUACGGUGUGCGUACCUGCGAGGGUUGCAAGGGAUUCUUCAAGAGGACCGUGCAGAAAGGCUCGAAGUACGUGUGCCUGGCAGAGAAAGCUUGCCCCGUUGACAAACGGCGGCGGAAUCGUUGUCAAUUUUGUCGCUUCCAGAAGUGUUUGAUGGUCGGCAUGGUGAAAGAGGUUGUCAGGACAGAUUCGUUGAAAGGUCGCCGAGGUAGACUACCAUCGAAGCCGAAAUCCCCGCAAGAAUCACCGCCAAGUUCCCCGGUUUCUUUGAUCACAGCUUUGGUUCGUGCACACUUGGACACGACACCCGAUCAGGCGACGUUAGAUUACUCGCAAUACCGGCAACCAAGUCCUGGCGAUCUACCCAUCACAGAGGCGGAAAAGACACAGCAGUUUUACAAUCUUCUCACCACGUCCAUCGACGUGAUUCGUACCUUUGCCGAUAAGAUACCCGGAUUCACGGAUCUCGUACGGGAGGAUCAGGAGUUGCUUUUCCAAUCAGCCAGCCUGGAACUCUUUGUUCUUCGAUUGGCGUACCGCACAAAGCCAGAGGACACCAAGCUGACGUUUUGCAACGGUGUGGUUCUCGCAUUGGAACAGUGUCAACGUAGCUUUGGCGACUGGCUCCACAGUAUCCUCGAGUUCAGCAAAGCUCUUCACAUUCUCGACGUAGACACUAGUGCUUUCGCUUGUUUGUGCGCUCUCACCCUCAUUACUGCAAGGUACGGCCUGAAGGAGCCUCAUCGCAUGGAACAGCUACAGUCGAAAAUAAUCUCGUCCCUUCGCGAUCAUGUCACCUACAACGCCGAGGCUCAGAGGAAAGCGCACUAUCUAUCCCGUUUGCUAGGUAAACUACCGGAACUGAGGAGUUUGUCGGUGCAAGGGCUCCAGCGUAUCUUUUACCUGAAACUGGAGGAUCUGGUCCCGGCGCCACCCAUGAUCGAGACGAUGUUCGUCGGUAGUCUACCCUUCUAAUCGCCUUCUCAAGCGAAGCCUAAGGCUGUAUCGUCGCGUAGAACAGUUCAACUCUUGAGAUCUUGUGCGGUUGCGUACCUACUCGAUUAAGUUUCCUUAGUUCUUAUACGUAUACAUAGGUUUUUAUUAUCUUCUUGCGUGUACCCCUCAUGGUUUUCACACAAGUAUCGACGCGUGGAUCAUCGGUAUACCCACUCGAGAGUUAGCUCGACAGAGAAAGAAAGAAAGAAAGAGAGAGAGAGAGAGAGAGAGAGAGAGAGAGAGAGAGAGAGAGAACGAGCAAACUCCAGUCUUGAGAGGACGACGAAGUCCUCUUCCUGUCGAAGACUUGUUGGUCUCGAGGCUAACUCGUCGUCUGGGCGUGUUUAGCAAAUACAUAGAUGCGUGCAUGCGAUCGAGCAUCGUGUGAGUGGACGUUGGAAUAGAUGCACAGGCGAAUGGACGAGUCGGAAGACGUGAUUUGUCGCUAAAUUUAAGACAAAGUUCCACGGUGUAUGUAUGAGAGACGGGUGGAUGAACGGGGCGCGUGUCUUCGUGAUGUGUCAGCGAGCAGACGUGACUGCUCGUCCUGACAACUGUUACUAUUGUUACUACUAUUAUUACUGCUAUUACUAUUUUAUCACUGUAGGAUGUAACAACUAUUCUUGCUAUCGAAAGUAACGACGCCCAAGCAAUGAAGGUGGAUCCGAUUUCUCGGCGAAUUGUCGGGGCAACUACAGAGAAACGGCAGUGAAACAAACGAUAGAUUUCCCUUUCGUAACGAAAAACGAGCAUAAGAGAAACGCGAACGAGCACGAUGGCAUCACGGACGAUUCAUCACGAAGCGUGUUAUUAACUGGUAAUUCCAAAUGCUACGCUAUUUCUCGUAAACAUGCACAAGAUAAUCGAAAAGAAAAAAAAAAAAAAAAGAAAGAAAUAAUACCAUACACGUUAUAUACACGUAUCAUACGUACACCUACACACGAAUUUUUAUCACUUUUCUACCUACUUUGUAUAAGUCGCUACGUCAACGAACAAACCUACGUUUCUUUCAUUGCUAGUGCCGUGUCGAUCGUUCCCGACGAUUCGUCCAAUCGAGGCGAAAUUCCUCUUCUUUCGGUGAAUAAACGUACUUACUACUCGUCGAGGAGAAAGAAGAGAGACGACUCGCAACAUAUCAGAGCAACGACGGAAGAGCGGAGACAAAAGUAGAUUCCCACAUGUGUUACGUUACUAAUUGAUAUUCCUUUAUCCACUCUGUGUCCCAACUCCUAAACGAAUCUCGCUCUUCCGUGUUGGUAGUUUAGGUGUAUGUAGGUCGUGACUGUGAUCACACUCGAACGUCGCGAUGAUGCUAAAGAGAACCGUCGGUAGCCAAAAAGAAAUAUGAAACUCCUCGUUUUCCGAUUUCUCGACUCCCUAUGCUCUUGUUCAUCCGAUAUUCGUGCCCUUCGGCUUACCAGCCUCGUCGAUCCGAGGCUAAUCGGUGCUGUUCUCCUCUCCAGAUCCUCGAUCGCAUGGAAUUUAGUAUCAUUGAAAACGUGUGAGUGUCUUCCAAGUCACGCGGUCGGAAUUCACCCGGCCCAAAGUAAUUACCACUAUUCUUGCGUUAAUGUGAUUUUAGACAGCUAAGGGAGAAGAAGAAUGAGGUAGGACUCGGGCUUAGCCAAUUGGCUGCACGAUUCGUCUGAUCGGAUGUAAAGAGAGAUACAUACGGGAGAUACAUGCGUGCAUAUCGUUAUUUCGAUCGCGAUCGAUUGGCAGUGAAGCAGUGGCUUCGUCACGAGUCCGGCAUAAAGUUACCUAUUACGUUAUGACAUUUAUUUUUUAAUUAAACUAACGUAGAAAGUCCUAUUUAUACGUAUGCCGCGCCGCUAUUACUACUUAUACUAUUACUUGCUACUUAUUAAUUACUAUUACUUAACUACUACUUAUCGCUAGCAUUACGAUCUUAUGGCGUUACUAUCGCUACUACCGCUGUUACCAUCCGCUACCUUCUUACCACCACCUUGUGUUACCAUUACUUGCUAAAUGCGUAAGAAACAUCGUCGACGUUAAGCACUCUUCGCCGCAGCAGUGUAUCACCGUGAAGAAGAAUUAGACAUCUCCUCUAAAUGUAGAGAACUGAUUAGCCCUUGGAAUUGGAUUGCACCGACUCGCGUGAUCCAAAGAAGCUGGAAGUGAUCCACGAUUUAUCUAGAGAAGAAUUGGAAUCAUGCUACAUCAAGAAAUCGCUGAUCGUCGGUUUAGUUGGCGCAAACUCUUUCCAGCAUGGCCCGUUGAAAAAAUGGUCGUCCUAACUGUUCGGCAAACAAUGCUUUCCCCUUUUGUGUGUAUGUUACUUGUCAACGUAAAAGUACAGCCCAGUAAAUCAAUUCAACCGAUACAGCGUUUACAUCGCAAUAUUAAUCUUAGUAGGCAUGUCUAAUUUCAGAAAGACACGUUCCGUCGUGGCGAUCGCCGUCAGCGGUUCUUUUAACUUAACAAGAGGCAGAAAACACGUUAACGAUACAUAUAAAUGUGCACAAUAGGUAUAAAAUAAUUACGUGUGUAUACGUUAUUCUCUAAUUGCCGUGUGUAUCCGCAAAUGUUCAAUGCUUCGUAAGGAGACAGAGAGAGGAUCCGGGCUUAAUUUCGAGCUGGAUCGUUCUCGAUUUUCCUUCUUCUUCGAUCUCUGCGCGAAUCAUAGUUCCUUCAAGAAAA
Molecule: messenger RNA, 7037 nt
Organism: Frieseomelitta varia
Lineage: Eukaryota; Metazoa; Arthropoda; Insecta; Hymenoptera; Apidae
Gene: Hr38
Product: probable nuclear hormone receptor HR38
Exons: 8
Coding region: 1971-4355 (794 amino acids)
Biological process (GO): regulation of transcription by RNA polymerase II; cellular response to corticotropin-releasing hormone stimulus
Cellular component (GO): nucleus; transcription regulator complex
Molecular function (GO): zinc ion binding; nuclear receptor activity; nuclear glucocorticoid receptor binding
Source: RefSeq, a predicted model, not a curated record